AAUUUUGUAGUGCAAGGAUGUCCUAUUCGUGAAAGUAAGUGUUGAUGCUAAUAUGCUAUUAUUUAAAUAACUUCAUAACUAAUUUGCAUAUAGAACUAUGCUGUAAAAUAUGUUUACUAAUGAUAUUUUAUUUAUAAAUACCGUCUAAUUAGAUGUAUUAGUUUAUUUUAACAACUUUACAUCUAAUGAUACGUCACUGGAAGAAGAUAUGAUAGUUUUGACUAAUGCAGAGAAUGAGCACAACCAUAUGAAUAAAAUUAAAAUUGAGGGUUUUGCAGAGUUGUUGAUACCUAAAUUUACUAAUAAAGAGUUCAAGUCUUAUUUUCGUUUAGACAGAAGCAGUAUUAAGGUUGUGAUGACAUUCAUUGGUCCUAUUUUGUCUCAAAAAUCUUUAAAAAUAAAUGUCGAAAAACAGAUACUAAUAUUUAUAUGGGUUAUGGCAAAUUGUGAAACACAUCGACAAAUUGGUAAUCGCUUUAACAUAGCAGAGAGUACAAGCCAUGAUAUUAUAACAAAUUGUUUAUUGGCUAUGAAUGAUGUAGCGGGUAAGAUUAUUGUAUGGCCAACAGGAGAAGCUGCAUUAGAAAACAUCCAGAAAUUUAAUUCUUUAAGAGGAUUAAACUCAUUUCCCAAUGUAUUUGGCUGUAUUGAUGGGUGCCAUAUAAAUACUUUAUUUCCUUGGGAAAAACAAACUAAAAUGUCAAAGUUGGAUAGAAAUAUGUUUUGCAACAGAAAACAAGUUCCAUCUGUUGUGCUGUAA
Messenger RNA from Metopolophium dirhodum (rose-grain aphid), 760 nucleotides. RefSeq lists its product as uncharacterized. The record is from RefSeq and is a predicted model, not a curated record. The coding region runs from base 209 to 760 and encodes 183 amino acids. The transcript has 3 exons. NCBI's taxonomy places the organism in Eukaryota, Metazoa, Arthropoda, Insecta, Hemiptera, Aphididae.